Ailuropoda melanoleuca (giant panda) is the source of this 2264-nucleotide messenger RNA. It is a transcript of the gene SPATC1, whose product is annotated as spermatogenesis and centriole associated 1. Gene Ontology annotation, cellular component: centrosome. NCBI's taxonomy places the organism in Eukaryota, Metazoa, Chordata, Mammalia, Carnivora, Ursidae. The record is from RefSeq and is a predicted model, not a curated record.
AUGGCCGCAGGGAAGCCUAGAGAACAGAGAUGGGCUUGCUGGGGCGGCAGGAAGCUGGACAGAGCAGGCAUCCGCAGAGCGAAGGUGGCCCAACAGAGGAAGGGUCAGUGCACUCCAGGCCAGGGCAGGACCUGGGCACAGCUUGGAGGCAUGGAGAGCAGAGAGGGCAAGGAGGAGGGCGCAGCUCUGACCUCACAAUACCCAGAGCCCCCUGGGCCAGGCUUGCGAGUCACAAACUCUGGCGCCCUCCUCCAACGCGGGCAAGGCCCGGGGCCCUGGGCAGCCUCCAGGUGCAGUGCCCUCCCUCGGGCACCCAUCCCGCUGCCCCGGGGCAUGUCUCUACUCACCAAUUAUGAGGGCCUUCGGCAUCAGAUCGAGAGGCUGGUGAGGGAGAACGAGGAGCUGAAGAAGCUGGUGCGGCUCAUUCGGGAGAAUCACGAGCUCAAGUCGGCGAUCAAGACACAAGCAGGUGGCCUGGGCAUCAGCGGGUUCAGCUUGGGGCUUGGCGAGGCAGCGGCCAGCCCUUCUCAACGCCUGGGAAACUGUGUCUUCCUGCCCCCGUCCCCGGCAGCAGCAAAUGAGCCUAUCCUGGAUGAAGCGGGGAUUAUGACUCUGGCACCCCUGGCCGACAUGCUAAACAGCCCGCAGCCCAGCCCCGCAUCAGGCCCCAUCGUGAACCCUCUGACGGGCCCCCUCAACACAGUGCUGCCUGGCCCAGGGUCCAUGUCACAGAGCGGCCUGCUCACCAGCCUCCUGACCGGCCCCAUGGCAGUGUCCCCGGGGGGCACGCUGGCCAGCUCCCUGGGCCUGCCCUCAACUGGCCCCCUGACUCCGAGCGGCCAUCUGACCGGCCCCAUGGCCCUGACUCCGAGCAGCCCCCUGAUGGCCCCUAUGACAGGCACAGUGGCCGUCUCUCUGAGCAGCCCCCUGCGCACCUCCACGGCUGCUCCUCUAGGUGUUUCUCAGAACCUUCUGGCCAACCCCAUGAGCAAUCUGGUGCUGUCGGAGGCCCCAAGGGUGCGGCUGUCAGAGCCGCUCCGAGGAUGCCCCUCCGGACCCCGUCCCUCGGCUGGAGCAGGGCCCGCCACCACCAGAGUCCCAAUCUCCACUGAGCAUCCCCAGCCGACCCAGGACCUGGAGCCCUUCAGCAUGUCGUUGGGUUCACCCAUCCAGGCCUCCACCCCUAUCGGGACCAGGGGCACGCCUGGGCCCAUGACCACCUUCUCCUACAGCAGCUCAGAUGCCCGGACCCAGCCCAGUGCCCCUCAGGGACAAGUAGUUCCUGCAUCUGUCCCUACCACCCCAACUGUUUCUCCAACUGCCACAGUCCUUGUCCCUAUCCCUACUCCUGCCCCCCAAGCUACCACCAACUACACCCCCUCGAGCACCACCCACAUUGCCCAGGGCCCCCCCCAAUCUCCCACCCGGGCACACCACCCUCCCACCCAGCCCUCACCCCCGCACUCCCCUCCACGAAACCCCCACUCCCCGCCCCGAACUUCAUCCUCCCCGGCUACAGUCAACGACAGCCGGGGCCCACGUGGCACAGAGACCUCUCGGAAAAGCGUCCUCGAGUUGGAACGGAAGCUGGCCCACCGAAAGACCAGCAAGUUCCCUGAGAGCCCCCGAGAGUCAAAGCAGCCAGCCUGGGAGAGGCUGGUGGGGGAGAUCGCCUUCCAGCUGGACCGUAGGAUCCUGUCCAGCAUCUUCCCCGAGCGCGUGCGUCUCUACGGCUUCACUGUCUCCAACAUUCCGGAGAAGAUCAUCCAGGCCUCCCUGAACCCCAGCGACCGCAAGCUGGAUGAGGAGCUGUGCCAGACGCUCACACAACGUUACGUGAGCAUCAUGAACCGGCUGCAGAGCCUGGGCUACAACGGGCGGGUGCACCCGGCGCUGACCGAGCAGCUGGUGAACGCCUACGGCAUCCUGCGCGAGAGGCCGGAGCUGGCGGCAUCCGAGGGUGGCUCCUACACCAUGGAUUUCCUGCAGCGCGUGCUGGUGGAGACGGUGCACCCCAGCAUGCUCACCGACGCGCUGCUGCUGCUCUCCUGCCUCAGCCAGCUAGCGCAUGACGACGGCAAGCCCAUGUUCAUCUGGUGACACUGGCUCGCGCCGGCCCAGGUCCACCCCCCCCCCCCCCCCCCCCCCNCAAAGCCAUUAAAGCUUCCCACAGACGCUAGCCGCUGGGCCCGGGCCAGAACUUGGGUGGUGCUGUGUCCUCUGGGGUAUCCGGCCAGCACCCCACUCCCCUGCACCCCUUUAAC